GUGAUUAUUGGAUGAAAUUGUAAAGGUAUCUUCAUUAUUUCAUCCAAUUAUCAGUAUUAAAUUUCUGUGCUAUCCAUCAACCACCUUCACUUCCUGUGUACCAAAACAUCUGCAAGGCUUAGUAUGUGGCAGCGUCUCCUCCUCGCGCGGCGACCCGCGGCGCUGCGUCCUUCAUUCUCACGACUGCUAGCGACCGACAGCAGCCGUCGCAUCUUGUGCGUGGACGUUCCCGAGCACGUGGCCGAGACCUCGUGCGUCCAGGAGCUCGUACAGCGCGGCCAUGUCGUGGACCAAGUGCGCGCCGCCUCGGACGAGUAUCUGACAUCAGUUGUGAAGGACUACGACGCGCUCCUAGCGGCUCCAGGUACGAAGCUACCGCGCGAACUUCUCCGCGCGGGUGCUAAGCACAAGCUGCAGCUGGUGGCCGUGCCUGCCGCCUCAAUCCCCAGCGAGGACAUCGACCUCAUGGAGGCUACGAAUCAGGGCGUGAUGCUCCUCCAACUCGAGUCCAAACAGGUGGGCGACCGCUCGUCUGUGGAAGCAGAGAUCGGCCUCAGUCUACUCAUUCAAUUGGCACGUCAUCUGCCUCGUAGUAUGGCCUGUAUGCGCUCCGGCGAGCCGUUCGACCGGCAGCAAUUCGCUGGUACGGAGCUAGCGGGGAAGAGUCUAGGAGUUGUUGGCAUUGGACAAGCUGGGCGACGUGUGGUGAACAUGGCGCAUGCUCUUGGACUGCAAGUCUUUGGUUUUGACCCCAACUUAAACCAGGAAGCGGCCGAACUCAUGGGAGUCAAAUGCGUGUCCAUGGACGAACUGUACGCAACCUGUGACUUCAUCACUUUCCACGCUCCAUUGACUGCACGCACACGCGGUAUGUUUGGAGACGAGGCCUUAGAGAAGUGCAAGCCUGGCGUGAAGAUCGUGUCGGUGGCUGAAUACAGGGGAAGUCACGGUCUGCUGGACGAGAACACGCUGCUGCGUGGUCUGGAGUCUGGCAAGAUCAGCGGCGUGGCGCUGGAUUUGCUUCAAUCAGCGGACGGACUGGACAUGUCGCCGACGUGGCAGGAGCUGAUGAAGCACGAGAACGUCAUCACGCGUGCACAUGCUGACGGUACGGCGUCGGACGACGUGCUUCAGCGCCGUAAGUACCGUCUUCUGGCGGAGAAUGUAGGCGAUGCCCUGGCACAGCGCUACUACCGUGGUGUAGCUAACGGUGUGUUCAUGCCUCUGACGCUGUUGCCGGAGAUGAAGCCGUUCCUGGAGCUGAGCGAGUCGCUUGGUCGCUUUGUACACCAACUAGCUCUGUCGGCAGACCCGAAGGAUCGAAUCACCAACGUGUUUCUGGCUGCCACUGGUGGGCUACAGAUUGACAUUACGACGCCACAGGCUCGCCAGGUUCUCCAGAACGCGCUGCUCAAGGGAAUGCUUGAGAGCAUGCGGGAGUAUAAGGAACCCGCUGAGGACGAGGAACAACCCGAGAUCAGCCUUCUGAAUUCCUCGCUGCUUGCCAUGGCUAAGGGCAUUGACGUGCGUCAAGGUGACUUGAAGACCGACCCAGCAGCGGUGCGUCGUCACUUGAAGAACUGCUUGGCGGUGGUGGUUGAGACCAAGAACAAGGACCGUCUUCUUGUCAAGGGAAGCGUCUUCGGUGAGGACCCGCGUAUCGUGCGUGUGAACGAAUACUCGGACUUCCCAGCUUUCCGUCCGAAAGGCAACAUAUUGGUGUUCAACAACGAGGACGUCCCAGGUGCAAUCGCUGGCAUCCUGAGCGAACUGUCCGAGGCGAAGAUCAACAUCGCCAACUUUGGACUCGCUCGCCAGAACAACGUUGAGCACCCUCUUGGUAUUCUUGCACUGGACUCCGUACCCUCUGAUGAGACGCUGAAUGCUCUGAAGGAACUGCCUAGCGUCCGCAGCGUUCGCUUCGCUCAAGUUUAAGAGAAUUUAUAGCGACAACGUACAAGUUGUAGUGGAGAGGCUCGGAAAAAAGACAACAAACAGUAGCACAGACGCAGCUAUCGUCCGUUCUCUUUUUUACUUCGAAGUAUCCAUUUAACGGAGCUGCACUAUUAAAGUACUGCUGCUUCAAGACGCGCAAGCCAUAUGAGAAUAUAAACAUGGAGGGGUAUCCAACCAACCCGCUUCAAACGGAUGUAGAAGCAGGAGCCAUUGGAAUCGACUGCGAGAGGCGUCUCUCUUUCUGCUCGAGAGAGGCCACGUACUGUUGCUUCUUGUCCGUUGAGGUCUGCAUGAAGCGCUUCAUGGUGCUGUACAGGAACGGACUCAUGGACUCCUUCUCGUGCUGUUAAUUGAUAAAAAAAAAAAAGCGAGUUAAACGCGUGUACUCAAGACUAACGCAACUUGCACAAUCGGCAGACUUACCUCGUAACAGUACAUCAUUACGGACAUUGAGGCCGAGAAGAGGGCGACUUCGCCGUAUUUGAAGCCAGAGCAGACUCCUCGGUCGUGCAGAAUCAUCGCCAAGCUGUCGAGAGCACGAGGCAGCACGUACAACGCCAGCUCUGUCGAUAUUGAAUGACGCACAACGUAUCAGUCUCAUGUCUUCCCAACUAAAACAAUCAGCAAUUCAACGUACCAGAGCGUCGGCUUUUUGGCUCCAUAAGAAUUGUCGUCGAGGCUCCCAAUCCGGCCAAAUAAUAGAUGAAUCGGUGGUCUUUGGUCACCACACGGCGGUGCAUGCACACAAGUGACAAAUAGAGCGUCACGAAAGACGCUAGGAAGCAAUUGGAUCGUGUCGCGUUCAACGUCGAGCGUGCUAGAGUGCGAAAAGGUGCACGCAAGAAGCGCUUGAAAUGGAUGACCACGCCUGGUACAAUGAAGAGUGAUAGAUACAGCGGAAAGGUCUUUUGGAAGGCACGCUUGAAGCACAGCAGUGCUCCUACCGCACAUGAGUCAGCAUUGGCAUGCACAAGUCUGCACGGCACGAUAUCCGUCGGCAACGGGAAGUCCUUCGGAAUCCCUGGCUUCCGAUUGAUCAGUUUCUGAAGAGUAGCAGCGCUAACUGGAAGGCUUCGGUUCACUUGCUGCACCAGUUCCAGCGUCUCCAGUUCUACUGGGCCUGUUCUCUGGAUAAACCUGAAAUAUUCAGAGGGCAGGGUCGUUGGUCUCAUGACGUACGCGUACAUGACCUGCGCACUUGAGAGUGCAAACAGCAGCGCGUCGCCAUACUGCCAGUCACUGCCCCAGAAGUGCCAGCGUUCCAGUCUCUUGGCCGUGUUGUAGCCGCACUGCAGCGCUCUCGUAAGCGCAUACAAUGCCAAAGAUCGACGUCGCUUUGUGUCCACAAAACCGAGCGCCAGGGCUGCAAUGGCUCCAGACCCAAGGGCUGAGAUCUCCUUAAGCUUCUUCUUGUCUUGAAGAUGUUUCCUGGGUAGAAUUCGCCGUAGAAUCACGGGCAGUAGAGCUCUCAGACCUCUGUAUCCGCCUGUGAACCAGCCUAAGAACAGGCCUAGCCGCACUGCAUCCACCCGGAAAUUGAGGUGCUUCUCGUCCAAUAACUGCCGCAGAUCCACCGCAGCCCUCCACUCGCGUCGCUGCAGCAACUUAAGCAGACGCAGCAAGGCCGCAAUCCCUGCACGUGUGUUGUAGGCCAGUAGGAAGUUACUCGUGCCUAGACGCAGCGCCUCCAGCAGCUCCUGACCCAGCGUCUCGCCCUCGUCACCCUCUUGCUGCUCGCUGGCCAGUGUCCGCACCGCCAGCUGCUCGUCCUCGACGAUCAUCUCGUCGUCUUCCUCCGCGCUGGCGGCCUCGUCGUCCGAGCGACUAAAUAGACUGAUGUCGGACGCCGUCACGUGCAAAGUGGAGGCGGUGGACGGCACGCGCGGCGGCAAGGACGACGGGAAGGACGACGCCAUGACUCACAGCGCUUGACGAUCGCAAUUUGAGUUUAGGAUUUGAAGUUUGGAUGUUUAGUGAACAGUUGGUUCAGUUGGCGGGCGUUCAGCGUCGUCGAUUGACUUCAACUUCCCCCACAAUAUUACAGUUGACAAUGUUACGAUAGAAAAGGGAAGCCCC
Messenger RNA from Phytophthora nicotianae INRA-310, 4032 nucleotides. RefSeq names its product phosphoglycerate dehydrogenase. The transcript has a single exon. Bases 124 to 1935 code for a protein of 603 amino acids. The record is from RefSeq and is a predicted model, not a curated record. NCBI's taxonomy places the organism in Eukaryota, Oomycota, Peronosporomycetes, Peronosporales, Peronosporaceae. Gene Ontology annotation, molecular function: NAD binding; phosphoglycerate dehydrogenase activity.